AAAGCUGAGCAACAACAGACUCAUUCACCGAGUCAGCCAUGGAACAGGCAAGGAUGGACAAAGUGAAGUUCAGCGUGGAAGUGAUGCACACUGAAGACCAGGGCUCCAGACACUUGUCCCCGGAGACAAUCAAGAGGCUGAUCCACCAGUCCCAGGAGGCAAAGAAGCAGGCCUACUGUCCAUACAGCAAAUUCAGAGUGGGGGCCGCUCUCCUGACCCUCGACAACCGUGUGUUCACAGGUUGCAAUGUGGAGAAUGCUUGCUACAACUUGGGUGUGUGUGCCGAAAGGAACGCCAUGUCAAAGGCGGUGUCGGAAGGCUACAGAUCAUUCAAAGCCAUUGCAGUCGCCAGUGACCUGAACGACCAGUUCAUCUCGCCCUGUGGUGGCUGCAGGCAGUUCAUGAGAGAGUUUGGAUCUAAUUGGGACGUGUACCUGUCAAAGCCGGACGGCUCGUGCCUGAAGAUGACUGUGGACGAGCUGCUGCCUUUGUCCUUCGGCCCCGAGGACCUGUCCAUGAAGAAAGUGAUCGACAUUCCCAAUGAGUACUGAGCCUUUAAGCUGUAGCCAAACUAAUGAUCUUUGAAUGAUCAUGCCAUGGUGCUGCAUGGAAUGCACAUGCUUUACAUUUGUUCGUAGGCAUUAGUUAUAUUUAUGGUCAAUGUUUCGUUUAUAAUUAGCUAAUUGAUAAUAUUUAAAUUUAGUCUUUGUAUACUGUAGCAAAAAACUGUAAGAAGCAUUCAUUUACCUACAUUAACACUUGGAAAGCUGUAUUUUUGUAGAUAAAAAAUAUAUUUAUUAGUUAGAAAAAAGCCUGAAGGGAAAAGACAAAUUUCAACGCAGGUCAAACUCAUCCACAUAUUUUAAUAAAUAAACUGUUUUAAAAGGAGUUUCUUUUAAUAAGUUACACAUCAGUAUUCAUCACAGUGGGAUUUGGAUGUAAAAAGAAAAAACAUUCUGAGUUACAGUGCACUGAAAAAUAUUUUUUCUGAUGCAAAUGAAUCAAAUUCGGGAGACAGGGGGGGUGAAACAUUAACAUUGCCAGUGCAUAUUCACUACGCAUUUAUAAGUGAUUUGAGGUCUAAUUAUUCCAUGCAUUAACAAUAACACGUUUGAGGGCUGGGAUAAUGGGGCAAAAUUAUAAAUUUCUCCCUGAUUCAGACAAAGAGCUUAACACACAAGUAUAAUCAGGCCAUGUAACUGUAAAGACAAAAAGGGGGGUUUCAACUUUGUGGGAUCAACUUACAGAAUAUUUCCUGUUCAAUCCCUAAACAAGAGAAUCAACACAGAGAUAAAGCAAGAACUGGAGAUCUGAUCUGAGCAGAAAAACAUCAGGAUCAACCCUGACAAUCAAUCCUGAAUUAAAAAUAUAAAUGUUAAUGUUAA
Molecule: messenger RNA, 1385 nt
Organism: Platichthys flesus (European flounder)
Lineage: Eukaryota; Metazoa; Chordata; Actinopteri; Pleuronectiformes; Pleuronectidae
Gene: cdab
Product: cytidine deaminase b
Exons: 4
Coding region: 39-551 (170 amino acids)
Cellular component (GO): cytosol
Molecular function (GO): zinc ion binding; cytidine deaminase activity
Source: RefSeq, a predicted model, not a curated record